UUAGAAAAAAGGUCAAUAAUAAAGGUUUAAAAGGAGCUCAACCAAAAAGAAAGAAAAACAAAAGGAAAAAAGAAAAGGAGAAAAAGAGUAAGAAGGAAAAAAAAAAAAACAAAGCCCUACACUCCCAAGACACUCCCAUUUGCUCCCCUCCUUCCCCCUCUGCUCUCUCUCUUCUCAUUCUCUCUCUAAACCUGGCAUCAGAUCAAAUUCAAACCCCUCGCGAAUCUACUCUUCCCAUCUCCACCAUUUCAUUCAUAAAAGCAAUCACAGUUCAUCUCCCAAACCUUCUCAUCAUUAUCUCUAUUUCUCUCGCUAAAUUUUGCUCUCUCCCUCUAUUUCUCUCUCUAUAUCAUAUCAGUAUAUCACACACAUAUAUAGGCAGCUAUAUUUGCCCAUACAAACAUGAGCAGUGGAGCCAGGGUUUCAAUUCCAAGCAGUGUUCGCAAGAUGAUCCAGAACAUUAAGGAGAUCACGGGCAAUCACAGUGAAGAGGAGAUAUAUGCAAUGCUCAAAGAGUGUUCUAUGGAUCCUAACGAGACCGCCCAGAAGCUCCUCCUUCAGGAUACAUUUCAUGAGGUCAAAAGGAAACGCGACAGGAGGAAAGAGAAUUCGAACAACAAAGAGUCUGCAGAAUCAAGGUGGAAGCCUGGCAUGCAGGGGCGAGGGAGUAGGGCUGGGCGGGGGAACUAUUCACCUCGCUACACACCUCAUGAUGCUGCUGGUGGCAAAAAUUCUAGUCCUGGAAAGGAAAAUGGAAUCAAUCAAGUUUCAGAGAAGGGUGUUGGUAUCUCAUCCUUGCCUAUCUCCCAGGAGACAAAAAAUAAAGAAAUCACUCCCAAUGAAAGCACUGUAACUGUCAUGAUCAAUGGUCCCACUGGUGUAGUUUCUGGAAAUACUGGUGUUGUACAUGCUGCCCAUUCAUCCGCAGGAAUUUUGGUGAACAAAUCUGAAGAGAGUUGUCCACCACCACUUCCGCCCCCCCUUGAUGCAAAGGAAAACUCCACCACUGAUUUUGGAACAGGGGACACACAUGGGCAGCUCACAGCAAGCUCAAGCAACAGCUCAGCUUCUAUGAAUCCAGCACAGCUGUCCGGAGAAUAUUUUUCAGUAUCAGAUCCAGUGCUGGUUCCAUCUCAGGAUUCACGGAUCCCUGGUACUGCGGGUACAAUUAAACGUGAAAUGGGAAGCCAGCGAACUCCAGCGGAACAUAUUUCGGUUAUCCCUGCAGAGAGCAAAUCAACUGUCGAAGCUUCCGAGGUUCAAAGCUCCUUCAUGCAAGGAAAGAUGCCAAGCAAAUCUCAGAGAAUUAUAAAGAAUCAACUUUCAGAGUCUGCACAACCUACAUCUUCUAUUCAUGUUGGCUCUUCUAUUAUUAAGCCUUCGUCUAAUUACCAUGGUCGGUCUCAACAAGCUAUCGGACCUCAAAAAGUUGGCCCUAGUAAGGAGUGGAAACCGAAGCCAACAAACCCUAAUCCUGCUCUAGGAUCUCAAGCAGCUUGUUCAUCUGAGGUCCCCACUACAGUGGAAACUAGUACUGAGUCACAUUCUGUAUUGGGCGUCCUUGAUACAAAGGAAACCACUGCAAAACUGCAUAGGAAGCUAGAUGAGUUACAUAUUUCAGAUACUCAACAUGUUAUCAUCCCAAAUCAUAUACAUGUCCCAGAAGCUGAAAAACUUGGAUUCUGUUUUGGAAGUUUUGAUGCUAGUUUUGGCUUAAGCACAAGCUAUAACAAUCAUCCCGACACUGAUAAGAGCCCUACGCCUCUUUCUGAAACUUCUGAGGGGAUUGAAGAAACUGUGGAGCAGUCCUCAAGCAAUCAAAAUGAAUUGGCAACCGCCGAAGAUGGAGAUUAUCCUGAUCAUCCCCAAUCACCUACACAUCUACCAGGAAAUUUAUCGUCUACUGAGGGCAAUGUUUCAUCCCGUGCAGUCCCGGAGUACAGUGAGUCAAAACAAGAGACUGCAUUGCCACCUGGAAGCAAUCAAUAUCCAGUGGUCCAUACUUCUCCUAACUACAGUUUUGGUUUCAUGCCACCACUGCUCAAUAGCCAGCUUGCACCAUUUGAGAACUCAGAGACUCAAGCACGCGAUGGUUCUCGCCUUCCAAGCUUUAUUGUUCCACAACCACUUGAUCCAACAAGCUACUAUGCCCAGUUUUAUAGGUCUGGUGCUGAUGGUGAGGGCCGCAUUUCCCCUUUCCAUUCACCUGGAGUUGCGACCAAAUACAAUGGGAAUGUUGCAAUGUUAUCUUCACAGAGUUCCCCGUCUCCUCAAGAGUUGCAGGUUGGAAAUAUGGUUUUGUCUUCAGCAAGCCCGACUCCACUCGCAACUCAACCUGCUGGGGUCAUGCAGAACUCAAUAGCCGUAACUCAGCAACCACUCCCUGUCUUCCGACAACCAACUGGGGUGCAUAUACCCCAUUACCCUCCAAACUACAUUCCAUAUGGUCACUAUUUCUCCCCAUUUUAUGUUCCACCUCCAGCCAUCCACCAUUUUUUAAGUAAUGGUGCAUUCCAUCAGCAACCUCAGGCUGGCAGUGUAUAUCCUGCUCCCCCAGCAGCAGCUGCCAAAUUUUCACUUUCACAAUACAAGCCAGGAACUAAUACUGGAAACUCAACCCAUAUUGGAGUGCCCGGAAGCUAUGGACCGUAUGGCUCCUCCUCAACCGGUUAUAGUCCCAGUUCAGUUGUGACAGCUGGUAACUCAACUGCUAAUGAGGAUCUUGCUGCUUCCCAAUUCAAGGAGAGUAAUGUCUACGUUACUGGGCAGCAGACCGAAGGUUCAGCCGUAUGGAUUACUCCACCAGGCCAAGAGAUUUCUGGCUUGCAAGCUAGUUCGUUCUACAACCUUCCUCAAGGUCAAGUGACUUUCGCGCCAACGCAGGCUGGCCAUGGUACCUUUGCUGGUAUCUAUCACCCUUCACAGGCAGUCACACCAGCAGCAGUUCAUCCGCUUCUACAACAGUCUCAGACUAUGGCUGGAGCUGCUGAUAUGGUUGGAUCUACGGCCAGUGUCUAUCAGCAGCCUCAACAUGCACAAAUUAACUGGCCCAAUAAUUAUUGAAAAGGAGCUGUUAUCUUUUGUAACCAGCAAGACAAAAGUGCAAUGCCCAAUUUUGGAACUUUGUAGGGAUUCCAAUAAAUUCAGAUGGAGGAAAACAUCAAGAAAAAAAUACAAGAUUGGCCGGGAUCGAGUGUAAAUCUGUGGAAGGAGGCUAGAGAAAUUGGGCGAUUGGCCAAUGGUGUCUCGGGAUUGCUUCUUGGUUGAGGAUAUAGAAAGGUGAAAUCCUCCUGUAACUAAUAAUGACCAUUUUAACUUAUUAGUUGAGGCAGGUGUGUGCAGAUCUGCUCUUACUUGCUGCUGGUACAUGGUUCCCUACACAACUGCACCUUCUUUUAAUCUCUUCUUUUUAUUUUUUUCUAAAUGUUCAACUUAUAUUUAGAGUUAAUGUGAGUGUCGAGAAACUUCCCCUUUUCCAUUUUCGCCCCUGCGAUAUUUUUCUUUUUAUCUGAUGAGGAUUCAUAGGACUCUGGAAGCUAAGGUUAGAUUUCUAGGGUAUGUUUCCCUUUCCUGUUUUGUCUAGUCUCUCUCUGCUGUCUUACCUGUAAAGUGAUUUUUGAUAGCAAGAUAGGAUGUACUUAAAACUGUUGUAAUUGGUAUUGUUAUAAGCAAAAGCAGCUUUCAAUUGUUUCA
Molecule: messenger RNA, 3693 nt
Organism: Cornus florida
Lineage: Eukaryota; Viridiplantae; Streptophyta; Magnoliopsida; Cornales; Cornaceae
Product: GBF-interacting protein 1-like
Exons: 11
Coding region: 403-3063 (886 amino acids)
Source: RefSeq, a predicted model, not a curated record